UGGGCUGGGCUGCGCUUCGGUUUAAGCCGUGGUUUUCCUAAUCCUGAUCCCGUAAAGGCCACGGCCUUUUCUCGCGCCGCCAUGGUUCGACACCCACAGUUUCGAGCAGGAAUCUGCCCUCUGGAAAUUACGAUGAUGCACCCUGUUCACCGCUGCUUUCUGCUCGGACAGCAGUGGACCUUCAAAAGCUCGAUUUCAAUGAAUGCAAAAACUAAAAAGGCUUUCCGCAUUGCAAGGAGACUAAAGGGAAGUGAGAAGUCUAAAAAUGAAGGCAUUUCAAACCAUGUGCAGGCAGUUUAGAAGUUCAAAGGGGUUUUCCAUAGAACCAUCCCCAUGUGUGGCUUUCUCCACUUCCUCAUAUUCAUGUGGCCGUAAGAAAAAAGAGAACCCUUAUGAACAGGUAAACCAAGAAAAGUACUCUGAUUUAGUACAGUCUGUCUUGUCAUUCAGAGGCCAUGCUCAGACUCCAGAAUCAUUGUUUGAGGAAGAUACUUUACUCUAUGGACCUGUGAGUAAGUGUAAACCUCCAAAGCAAGAGGAGGAAGCAAGAGUUCCUGGAAACUGGUUUCCUCUCUUCAGUCCAGAAAGAAGCUUAAAACCAAAUGCAACAAGCGAUGCCACAGUUCCUUUGAAAAUCCCUUUGCAAAGGAGUAAGAUGCCAAGUGUGACCCGAGUCCUUCAGCAGACCAUGACAUCAGAACAGAUUUUCUAUUUGGAAAGGUGGAAACAGCGGAUGAUUCUGGAACUGGGAGAGAAUGGCUUUGCAGAAUAUACUUCAAACAUAUUUUUACAAGGGAAACGGUUCCAUGAAGCCUUGGAAAGCAUACUUUCACCCCAGGGGAACUUAGAGAGAGAUGAAAAUCUUGAAUCUGGCUACAUUGAAAGCGUCCAGCAUAUUCUGAAAGAUGUCAGUGGAGUUCGAGCUCUUGAAAGUGCUGUUCAACAUGAGACCUUAAAGUAUGUAGGUCUGCUGGACUGCGUGGCUGAGUAUCAAGGCAAGCUGUGUGUGAUUGAUUGGAAGACAUCGGAGAAACCAAAACCUUUUAUCCGAAAUACAUUUGACAACCCGCUGCAGCUUGUGGCAUAUGUAGGUGCCAUAAACCAUGAUGCCAACUAUAGCUUUCAGGUUCAGUGUGGUUUAAUUGUGGUGGCCUACAAAGAUGGAUCCCCUGCCCACCCACAUUUCAUGGACACUGAGCUGUGUUCCCAGUACUGGACGAAGUGGCUUCUUCGACUAGAAGAAUAUACAAAGAAGGAAAAGAACCAGAAUAUUCAGAAACCAGACUAGGGGCAGGAUGCUGUUUGGGGACAUGCAGCACUUUCUCAUACUUUGGGAAAAUACAUUGCUGUUUACUGUGACCUAAAAUGGAGGAUCCGAGAGCUGAAUUAAUACAAGCAGAAAUAAUAAUUUGUUGACAUUUACUGGCAACCAAAAACACUGAGAAGCCAGGAAAGUUUAGAUAUAAAGAACUGGACUUUAGCACAUAAAAGACCAGCUUUCUACCUCUGACUAUGAUUUACUUUUAAAAAGGGCUAGCAAAAUUACACAGUGUUGAUGGCUCAUGGAUCCCUGUGGACUUCGCUGUGUCCUGGGCAGGAUUCCCAGUCUUUGAACUGAAAUUGGGGGGCAGUAAGGCUUAGUGUGCCAACCAUUUCCUCAGGGUACACCAGGAGGGAAGGGGCCAUGCAGCCCAAGGGCGUGUGUGGAGGGAGAACUAGCAUCAGCCAGCUACUACUGCCAGCACAGUCUCCUAGAACUUGUUUUAUAUAUUGAGGUUCUCUAUAUAUUUCUUUAGGGAAAAAAAUUUCCAUUUAACAUUUGUGAAAAAUAAAUAUGGGAUUCCUUAGCCUCGAAUAAAUAUCACUGUCCUGAAAGAUGGAGCACAUUCACUAUAUCAUUGGCAUACCACCAAAUAAUCCCUGAAGUAAUUGUAGGAAUUUUAAUAGUUAUAUUCUGGUUUGAGUGGAUGAAUCUUAUCCAUAGAGAAAAUGUAUCAUGUGUGUAAUUUUUCAGCUGUGGGGAUCAAUAAUGCAAUCUAUUUUUAUGUGUUCGAUAAGUAAUAAAAAUUAUUAGUUGUCA
Artibeus jamaicensis (Jamaican fruit-eating bat) is the source of this 2080-nucleotide messenger RNA. It is a transcript of the gene MGME1, whose product is annotated as mitochondrial genome maintenance exonuclease 1. NCBI's taxonomy places the organism in Eukaryota, Metazoa, Chordata, Mammalia, Chiroptera, Phyllostomidae. Bases 266 to 1288 code for a protein of 340 amino acids. Gene Ontology annotation, biological process: mitochondrial DNA replication. The record is from RefSeq and is a predicted model, not a curated record. Gene Ontology annotation, cellular component: mitochondrion. Gene Ontology annotation, molecular function: single-stranded DNA exodeoxyribonuclease activity. The transcript is spliced from 5 exons.